Clonostachys byssicola is the source of this 4494-nucleotide messenger RNA. Lineage: Eukaryota; Fungi; Ascomycota; Sordariomycetes; Hypocreales; Bionectriaceae. The record is from the annotation of a GenBank genome assembly.
AUGGGUUUCGCGGCCUUGCUCGCGUCGGUGUUGGUCGGCCUGGCCAAUGGCCUGGCCUCAACCGAUACAAUUACUUGGGGAGGUGACAAUACUCGUGCUGGGUACCAAACAAAUCAUAACAUGGACCCAGCUGUCGUUCGCAGCUCUGAAUGGGGUCAAUUGUUUAAAACCGACCUUCCUGGAAAUUAUAAGGGCUACAAAGAAGUCAUUUACUCUCAACCUCUUGUCUAUACGCCUUCGGGGGGUGACACUCAAUACGUAUACGUGACCACUACCCAAAACAACGUCUAUAAGCUUGAUUCCAAGACGGGCGCCAUUAUCGCUUCGCGUAACCUAAAAAUUCCAUUCUUGACUGCGGAUCUCGAUGGCUGCGUUGACAUUAACCCUACGGUCGGUGCAAUUGGCACGGGUGUUAUUGACCCCGAUGACGGAACCUACUAUGUGAUCGUCAAGACAUACGAGAACCAAGAGAGUCAAGAACCUCAGGGUCGUCCGGCCGGUCGUCAUUUUAUCUUUGCUAUUGACGUCAAUGAUUUGAGUGACAGGCCAAAUUUCCCAAUCAAUCUCGAAGGCAUUGUCUCUCGCAACAGCCAGGUGCGAAAAUUCAAUGGCGGUAUUCUGCUUCAGCGACCCGGUCUUCUGCAUACUGGAGGCUUUUUCUAUGCCGGAUUCGGAUCCCACUGUGUUCAGUACGAUUUCUCUGGCUGGAUUAUCGGCUGGGACAAAUCUGGCAACAUUGUUGAGAAAUGGGUUACCCAGGGCCCUGAUGUCCCUGAAACGACCCGAGGUGCCGGUAUUUGGAUGUCAGGAGGAGGCUUGGCCUCUGAUGAUAAAGGUUCCAUCUGGUUCGGUACUGGAAACGGCUAUGCCUCUCAGCUUGCCACUAUCCCCGUGAAUGGCUUCGAUCCGCCCACUGCUAUGGAGGAGGCUGCCGUUCGUAUGACUCAAAACGCAGACGGAACAUUGUCCAUUGUCAACUUCUUCAUGCCUUGGGAGAAGCAGGCACUCGAUGGUGCUGACAAAGAUCUCGGAACAAGCCCUCUCCAACUCCUUCCUUCAGAGUUCUCCUGCGGCGAUGUAAGACGCAUGGGUGUUAUUACUGGAAAGAGUGGUAAGACAUACUGGCUCAAUAUGGAUGACCUUGGAGGAUACAGGAACGGCAAAGGAGCGACUAUGGAUGAUGUAAUCCAAAUGUACCAGAAUGAGAACUCCGUGUAUGCUGGCGCUGGUGUUUAUCCGCUGGAAGGGGGUUACAUUUAUGUGAAUGUGAUCCAAUACCCCACCCAUGUUUUCAAAUUCUCAUGCAGUGACGGCGUUCCUUCUUUUACCAAGGUUGCGGACUCGCCUAAUGUCAAUGCUUACACUCUGGGUGUGAGCCACGGCACAGUCACGACACUGGACGGGAAGGAGGGAACUGGCCUCCUUUGGAACUGUGAUGUUCAGGAGGGCAAUCUACGCAUAUAUGACGCGGUACCGGUGGACGGGAAGCUCAAUCUGAUCAAGUCUUUCGAUGUCACCGGAAGCACCAAGUUCACACGUGCAGUGUUUGGUGAUGGCAGACUUUAUAUGGGCACCACUCUAGGAACUUUCUACGGGUUCGGAUCCCCAACGACUUCACCGCUUGAAUGCACAAGCAACCUCGACUUUGGACCUAUUGACAUCUCCUCCGAGAGUGCCGAAAGGGACAUCACUUGUACUGCUCUUAUUGACGUUACCGUCUCGAACAUCGCCCUGCAAGAUGGCGCCCACUUCAAGCUCACUAACGUGCCUACCAUUCCAUUGCAGGUUGCCGCCAACAGCAAGUUCACAGCCAAGGCUAAGUUCGCUCCUUCUAGAGUUGGCGUCCUGUCCGAUAACAUUGCCGUCGACACAACCAAUUCACAGGCUGGCUACAGCAAGAACACCCUUAUUCGUGUCUCAGGCACUGGCGAGAGUGCAGGCCCUCUACUCUCUAUUAGCCCUGAAACGGUCACGUUUAACGGGGUCAUUACCGGAAACGACCCUAAUGGUGUCACGGAGACUGUACUCGUUAGCAACGAGGGCCAGUCUCUGCUCACUGUCACAUCUGUGCAAUACGGCGAAAGCUCAAACGGAACCCUUCAGACUUGGAAUGGACAAGGCAACAUUGUGUUUGGGAAAUUUACGAUUCAAGAUAUCCCUACCACCAUUGCUGCGGACAGUAGCAAGACCGUCACUGUUCUCUUUGAUUCAUCGACCGAUGGAACUUUCCAUGGCUAUGUCAAGUUCAUUACUAAUGGUGGCGAGGAUUCCUUCAACAUCGAAGCCUCGGCUGGCCCUGCCCCUAUUGCUGUUAUUGAAUUCCAGACUCCCGAUGGCACAGGUUGGGUCAAAUAUGAUGCCAAUACACACUUCACUUUCGGUCAGGUCUACCAAAACACUGCUCUUUCAUUGAAGCUCCGUGUCACCAAUGCUGCUCCUCAGGGCGGUGUCCAAAUGAGUCUCACAGUUUCAAAGCCGCCAUUCGGUAUUGACAGCAUUGUCCAGGCCAACAACCAAGUCGAUCUUGCUGAGGGUACCACCCUUGCACCAGGACAGAGUGCUACUGCUGUUCUCACCUGUGCUGUUCCCAAGUCGCAAAUCAAUGUCGACUCGUAUAAUGGCACUGCUCCAUGGACAAUGAACAUCAACGACCCUAACCUUUCAAAGCAGACCAUGCAUUUCGAUUGCGACGCAGUGGCGCAACAGGCUCCACCUCUCCUGGACAAUGGCCAAGGCAAGUUUAGAUAUGUCGGCUGUUACAAAGAGAACAAUCCAGGACGGCAGCUCUCUACUCAGCUCUAUGGCAGUGACACGAAUGAGGGCUUCAUGUGUAUCAACGCUUGCGAGAAUGGAGACUACAUCUUCUGUGGAACCCAGUAUCAUCGCGAAUGCUGGGCCGGCAACACAGUGCCUAACUUGAAGGUGGAUGACAAAAAUUGCAACUUUGACUGCUCUGGAGACCUGAACCAGAUCUGCGGUGGAGAUGGUGUGGAUGGGGCUGGUAUAUUUAUUUCGCUGUUUGCCGAUUCGUUACGUUGGGACGAGAACUCAACUGAACCUCUCCCUCCCGGCGGUCCCUAUGUUAACCCUGGGGUGCUCGGCUACGGCAGUUUGGGCUGCUGGACGGAGCCUACAUCGGGCGAUCGCGCUUUAUCCCAACAGAUGAGUAUUACAGAAGCUACCGUUGCUAAAUGCGUUAAGCUAUGCGCUGAUCGAGAAUACCUCUACGCUGGGUUGGAGUAUGGAGCGGAGUGUUGGUGCGGCGAUGCACUGAGCAGCGCAUCACUCUCAGCUCCUGAUGCUGAUUGCGGUAUGACGUGUUCAGGAAACUCUACCGAAUAUUGCGGCGGUGGCUCUCGUUUGAAUCUGUACAAGUAUGGAGCCUCAUUCAAUGGCACAAAUCCCGACAAUAGCACAACUACUGCUACGCCCACCAGUGUCUCGACCGUUUCCAGCUCUGCAAUAACAACCACGACAGCAACAGCAACAGAACCUGCUCAGCCCACAAUCAAAUCAAGAGUGGGUGAAUGGGUGUUCGAGGCUUGUUGGAAUGAGCUAGCAGACGGGCGCGUUCUGUCAGCUCGUACCGAGGCCACCGAUGACAUGACACUAGAGAAGUGUGCCGAAUUCUGCUCUGGAAUGGCGUACUUCGGUGUCGAGUAUGGAAGAGAAUGUUAUUGUGAUGACUUGCUUCGAGAGGGCAGCACCAAGGCAGAUGACCCUAGCACCUGCUCUCUCACCUGCGCUGGCGAUGAAAGCACAUACUGCGGUGGUUCCAUGCGCUUACAGUUGUAUAAGCAUGGCGUUUCUGCUGAUUCUGGCGCAUCGUCUACCCCAGUGACUACCCCAACCUCGGGAGUCUCGUCAACAACUCCGACCUCUGCAUCCAGCUCCAAGGUCGAUGAUGCCGCUUCCAGCCCCAGCUCUGCCUCAAGCUCGACCCCCAGUUCUUCCUCCGACUCAUCCUCCAGCUCUAUCCCUAGCUCUACCUCCACUCCCGGCCACUCUUCGAGUUCGACCGCUGGGUCAAGUUCCGAAUCCGAGUCGGUAUCAAGCACACCCUCAAAGACCUCUUCCACUAGCUCCACAACUACUCCUACCUCAGCCUCAUCGACCCCGACUGGUCCAAUCGUGUACCCUGGAAACCAAAAUUUCACAUAUUACUCUUGUGUCGAAGAGCCAUCAGCGGGAAGGCUUAUGGAUGAUCAGAUCUACAACAACGGCGACAAUAUGACAAUCAAGUCCUGUCUUGAGCGUUGCUGGGAGUAUGACUGGGCUGGUGUUGAAUAUGGCAGGGAGUGUUGGUGUGGUGAUAAAUUGAACUUGGAAGGAGAGACAAAUGCCACGCCCGGAAAGAAUGUGACAGACUCAGAAUGCUCGUUCUUGUGCCCUGGCGAUGACAUGGUUUACUGCGGUGCUGCCUCACGCCUCAGCCUGUAUGUCAAGAAGGAGCUGGCCAAGAAACUAUGGGAAGAGUCUCAGGAGUCUACUUAA